UGGUGGGGGCCGAGGGUGGUGCCCCACCCCGCACCAGCUUAUAGCCCUCGCCCAGGCUGUGGCAGCCUGGCAAGGAGGAGGCGACCCGGCCGGUCGGAGCUGGUUUGUUAGAGAGGUGCGCAGCGCUGGGGGAGCCUGGCGAGGAGGCGGCGGCGACUGGCGGGGGCCGGGUCCAGGGCGCUGGUGUGGCCAGAGAGACUCCCAGUGGUCCUGUGGAAGCGAAUCACGCAGGCUGCUCCCCAGCCAUCUUUCCCGGCGCCCGCAUCCUGCCUUCGAUGGUUAGGUCUGGCGAUUUCAGGCGGCAGGAUGCAUCUGUAAGAGGAGCGGCUUGAGAAAAAGUUGAGCAAGAAAAUAGCGUGGAUUUCUGGAGGCUUACUUUAAGGCUGGUAACUUUCUGCAAGGAAGGAGAGGAGAACGAAACGGGAUCAAUUUUCUGCAGGACAGCCUGCUGUCUGCUGUAGGGCUUAAUACAACUGGAACAAAGCAAGGAGGGCGAUAUUGCACCACGUCAGAGCAGAUCCACCUCUAGUGGCAGCUCUGGUGGUGUUGCAGUUGCUGUUAAUCACCACCCUCAACAGAUCAACACCCACCUGGGAACCAUCCAUCCUCCUCCAGCCUCUUCUGAAUUCUGCCUGUAAUAUUGGCUGAGGCUGGUCUUGGGACAGAGGCUAAUUAACUGCUGGACUGGUGAUUGACUAUUUUCCAACUGUAUUGUCUGAAUCAUUGAAAGAUCGGAGUGUGAAGAUACAAAACUGUGACACUUCAGUGGUAGAGGCUGGGACUGUGUUACUGGUGUUUAACUGUGUCUUUUCUGUAACUGGUACUAUGACUGGGGCUGAGAUUGAACCUGGUGCCCAGGCCAAACCUGGAAAGAAGGCUGGAGAAGAGGCUGGAGGUGGGGCUGAGAGAGAGAAUGACAUUCCGAUGGUGGUUAGACCCAAAGUUAGGGCCCAGGCCCAGGCUGUGCCUGGGGCAAGACCCAAAACCGAGUCAAAAGCUAUGAAUGGGACAAGGCCCAGAACUGAGGCCCAGGCAAUGGCUGGGGCAAGACCCAAAACUGAUUUCCAAGUAAUGGCUGGGGCAAGGCCCAGAACUGAGGCCCAGGCAAUGGCUGGGGCAAGGCCCAAAACUGAGUUCCAGGCAAUGGCUAGGGCAAGGCCUAAAUCCGAGGCCAGGGCAAUAGGUGGGGCAUGCCCUAAAACUGAGGCCAAGGCAAUCCCUGGGGCAAGGCCCAAAGAUGAAGCCCAGGCUUCGGCACAGGCUGAGCUCGGGGCCGAGGCAAUGUCCCAAACAGAGGGUAUGCCCCAGACCAGUGCAGCAGCCUGGCCACUGGUCAGUACUGAAUCUGAAUCAGUUGAUAAACCUGUGGCCAUGUCUGUAGAUAGAGAACUGGUAAAUGUGGAUGUUGAGACCUUUCCUGGCUCCCAGGUUCAGUCAGGAAUUCAAUCCUGGUUCGGAUCAGGGGAUGAAACUAAUACAGGCUCUUGGUGUUAUCCCAGGCUCAGGGCCAGAGAGGAAGCCUCUAACGAAUCUGGAUUCUGGUCAGCAGAUGAGACCUCUACUAUUUCUUCUCUCUGGGUUGGAGAAGAGGCCAGUGUCAGAUCAUGGCCCAGGGAAGAGGCCAAUACCAGGUCCAGGCACAGGGCUAAACAUCAGCCUAACUUCCGGUCCAGGCCUGGAUCCAAGCAAGAUCCCUAUAUUGAUUCCUGGUCAGGGUCUGAGGAGGAGUCUAGCAACCCAUUCUGCUUGUGGCCUGGAGAAGAUACCAAUAACUUGUUCAGACCCAGAGUCAGGGAUGAGACAAAUACUAGGUCCAAACUCAGGACAAAGAGAGAGGAUUUUUUUGAGUCUGAGUCUGAAGAUGAAUACUAUAAGGAGUCCUGGUUUUUGCCUGGAGAAGAGACCAAUAGUAGAUUCAGGCCAAGAGAUCAGGAAGAGCCUAAUACUGACUUGAAGCCCAGGGCCCAGAAAGAUGUUAAUAACAGCGAUAGGGUCAAACCGGACCCCAGGUUUGAGGAGGACAUCAUCAUUGGGUCCUGGUUCUGGGCAGAGAAAGAGGCUGGUGUGGAGGCUGGGGCUUCAGCCAUCUGUGAAUCCACCCCAGGGGCUGAGGAGGGGGCCAUUGGUGGAUCCUUGUUCUGGACUGAGGAACCUGAGUCCAAUUUGGGGGCUGUAGCCAGAGAAGAGACCAGGCAGGAGUCUGAAGAAGAAGCCAUAUUUGGGUCUUGGUUCUGGGACAGGGAUGAGGCCUGCUUUGACCUAAAUCCCAAUCCUGUGUACAGGGCUAGUUCCAGGUUCAGAGAUUCAGCUGAGGAGGAAAUUAAGGCAUCAUCCAGGCCCAAAACCUGGGAAGAGGUCACUGUUGAAUUCAAACCUGGUCCUUGUCAUAGGAUUGGCUUCCCAUCCCCAAGCUCCUUUAGAAUUCCUGAAGAAGCAUCCUCUGCAUUUGCUGAAAUGUUUGAGGGAAAGCCCCAGAAUGCGGAACUUACAUCAGAAGGUGAAGAUGAGGCCAAUCAGCCUGAACCUCAAUUCACAUUUCAGUAUGAACCAUCCUACCGGUCAGUCAGGGAAAUUCGGGAUCAUCUUAGGACCAGGGACAGUGCACAGCCUGAGAGUUGGUCCUGCAGCUGUAUACAGUGUGAGCUUAAAAUCAGCUCUGGAGAGUUUGAGGAACUCCUUCUGUUAAUGGAAAAAGUUCGAGAUCCUUUUAUUCAGGAAAUAUUUAAAAUUGCAAUGGGUAUGAGAAGUGCUUCUCAAUUUACCCGAGAUUUCAUUCGGGAUUCAGGUGUUGUCUCACUUAUUGAAACCUUGCUCAAUUAUCCCUCUUCCCGAGUUCGGACAAGGUUUUUGGAAAAUAUGAUUCUCAUGGCUCCACCUUAUCCAAAUCUAAACAUGAUUGAGACAUUCAUAUGUCAAGUGUGUGAGGAAACCCUUGCACAAAGUGUGGAUUCCCCUGAGCAGCUGCUUGGAUUAAGGCUACUGAGGCACCUCACUAUGACUACUGACUAUCACACACUGGUUGCUAAUUUUAUGUCUGGGUUUCUCACCCUAUUAGUGACAGGAGAUGCAACAACAAAGUUUUGCAUUCUGAAAGUACUGUUGAACUUGUCUGAAAAUCCUAUGGUGGCAAAGAAGCUAUUCAGUGCUAAAGCUCUAUCAGUAUUUGUGGGUCUUUUUAACUUGGAAGAGUCACACGAUAAUAUUCAAAUUGUUAUUAAAAUGUUUCAAAAUAUCAGUAAUAUUAUAAGUAAUGGAACAAUGGCCUCAAUUGAUGAUGAGUUCAGUCUUGAGCCGCUUAUUUCUGCAUUCCAUGAAUUUGAGAGCUUGGCUAAGGAACUACAAACCCAAAUAGACAACCAAAACGAUCCUGAGGGGGGGCAACCAAACUAAUAUGUUUGACCUGUCUGUGAUCAGCCUUAUGUUCCCCUAAAGCCCUGAGUAGUGCUUUGGUUUUCAGUUUGAUUGUAUGUUGUAACUUAUAUUUUUAUGCUGAUGUUAACUUUGUCCAAUUCUUGGCUUGAGCUGGUCAUUUUGUGGAUGCCAAAUGAAUAUUAGAGCUGAACACAUUUGUUCAUAUUUGUCUUGCUGUCCAGAUUGCAGUAUUUUUCAGUAUUGAGCGUCCAAUGAACUGAGUCACCUAUGUAAACUACACUGCUAUUUGUUGUUUAAACAUGUGGUUCUGUAUUUGAGUGUAUUUUCAAUAAAGUUCUGUGUGACAAUUGGCAGAAGUGACCCUUCAGUUUAAAAUCCAGGUGCAGAUUCAUUAUGCACACUUAACCAACAUAGAUAAUUAGAAGUAUGGUAAGCAUACCCUCAUUGGAAAAUUCCAUUCCUGGAGCUUAAAGAGAUUACUGAAGGUUGUGGUACUUGAAAAAUGUUUUAGAGAAGAGGGACCCACUUAAAUUGGUCACUGAAGGGUAGGAUAAGACAAACCAUUAGGCCAUUCUUGUAAGUGAGCAGCAGUAGUGUGAAAAAAAGUGUGUAAUUGGAAAAUCUGUUUUAGUAUCCUGGAUGUAUCCUGUCUCCCUGGAGUAGGUGAAACAAGUUUAUUGAGGGAUGUGGUUAGAAUGAGGGCAGUUUGGAGAACUAAAUCAGCCAAAUCUGCAAAUUUUACAACUCGAAGGACAGGUGUUGCUUCAGUGCCACCAAAAGAAUGAAAUAAUAGGGUAGCAUAACAAUUAAAUGGAGUCAGAAAUAAGAUUUUUUUUGUGAUCCUAGUCCAAGGCAAGUAUUAAAGAAAUAGUAUGCAUCUAUUAAAAAUGACCUAUUGGCAUGAGAUGACACAUGCUUUUAUGUCUGGUAAAGUAGAGAAGAACAUUAUGGAAAAAUAGAGGACUGGCUGGUGUGGCCCAU
Molecule: messenger RNA, 4353 nt
Organism: Phyllostomus hastatus (greater spear-nosed bat)
Lineage: Eukaryota; Metazoa; Chordata; Mammalia; Chiroptera; Phyllostomidae
Product: G-protein coupled receptor-associated sorting protein 2-like
Exons: 5
Coding region: 826-3390 (854 amino acids)
Source: RefSeq, a predicted model, not a curated record